Molecule: messenger RNA, 2223 nt
Organism: Daucus carota subsp. sativus
Lineage: Eukaryota; Viridiplantae; Streptophyta; Magnoliopsida; Apiales; Apiaceae
Product: pentatricopeptide repeat-containing protein At2g45350, chloroplastic
Exons: 1
Coding region: 66-1934 (622 amino acids)
Molecular function (GO): protein binding
Source: RefSeq, a predicted model, not a curated record
CAGUUAACUCUUUAUCUCUUAUUGCAGUAUCCACUAUCCUGUGAUGUUUGUAGCUUUAAGAAGCUAUGGGUGUCUGCUCAAAUUUGAACCAACCAUGGAACUCUAUACACCCCACAGUUACACUCUUCCGAUAUUGCAAAACACAAGCUGAUAUUAAUCAAAUACAUGCCAGAAUUAUAACUACAGGUCUUAUUAGAAGUUCUUUACUUACUACAAAGCUCAUCAUCAGUUUCACUUCUUCGCAGCACACUCCACUCAUUAAGUUUGCUCGUUACGUUUUGAAUUAUAGAAAUGAUGGUGACCCAUUUCUGUGGAAUUUAGUUAUCAAGUGUUUUUCUCAUGGUGAAGAGCCCAUUGAGGCUGUUGUGUUGUUCUGUUUGAUGCUUGAAAAGGGGGUUUUUGUCGAUAAGUUUUCGUUUUCUUUGGUUUUGAAAGCUUGUUCUAGAUUGCAGUUGGUGAAUGAAGGGGUGCAGAUUCAUGGGUUGUUGAGGAAAUUUGAGUUUGGGUGUGAUUUGGUUCUGCAGAAUUGUUUGAUUUGUAUGUAUUGUAAAUGUGGGUGUGUUGAGUUAGGUCGUCGAGUUUUCGAUGAGAUGAUUGUUAGGGAUUCUGUUUCGUUUAAUUCGAUGAUUGAUGGGUAUGUUAAGAGUGGAAAGAUAGGUCUGGGGAGGGAUUUGUUUGAUUCUAUGCCGGUUGAGUUGAGGAAUUUGAUAACUUGGAAUUGUAUGAUUAGUGGAUAUGGUGAUAGGUUUGAGAGUGCUUGGGAGUUGUUUAGGGAAAUGCCGGAGAGGGACUUGAUUUCUUGGAAUUUGAUGCUUGAUUGUUGCGCGAAAUGUGGGGAGAUGGAAGUUGCUAAUGAUUUGUUUAAUAAAAUGCCGAAAAGGGAUGUGAUUAGUUGGGCUAAUAUGAUCGAUGGGUAUGGAAGGUUAGGUUGUGUUGAUAUUGCUAGGGGCUUGUUUGAUGACAUGGGUGAGAGGGAUGUUGUUUCAUAUAAUGUGAUGAUGGCUGGGUAUGUUCAGAAUGGGCAUUGUAAGGAAGCUUUAGAAUUGUUUCAUGUUAUGUUGCGUGAGAGAAAGUUUUAUCCUGAUCAUACAACUUUUGUGAUUACUCUUUCAGCAAUUGCGCAAUUAGGAAACAUUGAUGAAGGAAUUUUUGUUCAUAGGUACUUGGAGGAAAAUAAUUUUAUGGUUGAGGGAAAACUUGGUGUGUCCCUUAUAAACAUGUAUGCAAAAUGUGGAAGCAUAGAGAUCGCUAUGCAUGUAUUUGAGAUUAUAAAAGAGAAAAAUGCUGAUCACUGGAAUGCAAUGAUUGGUGGGUUGGCUGUUCAUGGUUUGGGCGAAAUAGCAUUUGACUUGUUCAUUGAAAUGGAGAGACUUUGUGUACAACCAGAUGACAUUACAUUCAUAGGAGUGUUAAAUGCUUGUGGUCAUGCUGGCAUGGUGAAAGAAGGCAUAAUAUGUUUUGAAAUAAUGAGAAGAAUUCAUAAAUUAGAGCCUAAACUACAACACUAUGGAUGCAUGGUUGACAUACUCGGUCGAGCAGGGCAUAUAGAAGAAGCUGCAAGAUUUAUACAGGACAUGCCAAUUGAGCCAAAUGAUGUUGUUUGGAGAACUCUGCUUAGUGCUUGUAAGAUUUAUGAAAAUCUGAGUAUUGGAGAGGACGUGGCUAAGUAUUUGAUUCGCAGGGAUCCUCAUAAUUCAGGCUCGUAUGUGCUUCUGUCCAAUAUCUAUGCUAGUUUGAGUAUGUGGGAUUGUGUCAGAAAUGUAAGGACAAUAAUGAAAGAAAGAGAACUGGAGAAAAUUCCAGGUUGUAGUUGGAUUGAAAUAGAGGGAGCUCCUCAUGAGUUCUUGGUGGGUGAUAGAUUGCAUCCUCAAGCAAAAGAGAUAUAUUCCUCGUUAGACAUGUGGCACAAUAUAAUCAGAGAUGUCAUGUUUUAGAAACUGAUGUAACUAAGAAGUUUUCGCAGACACAUUGUUAAGCCAAACGCGAUUCCUCCAUUUUUUGUUGUUUUAUUGGAAUUCAUCCAGCACUGUCUCAAACGAGCAUUUAUGUUGAACCUGAGUUCCAGAACUCCAGAAGAUCGAGAGCAGCCAAGCAGGUAUUGAGGUUAUAGUGCUUUGAUGUUCAGCCCUUAGAUUUUUGCAAAGAACAUGUGACCAUGAAAUCUGUCUUUGCUGUUACCUUUGAGCAAAUUGAAAUAGACUAGUUAAAUCAGUAGCAGAUCAA